AUGUACGAUAACAACAGGGGUCUUCCAGACGAAUCUCCCCGUGGAAGUGUUGCAAAUCUCAUCGGUCGUUUCGAAAUCCAGAGCAAACGCUCCGCACAAUCGGCAGCCAUCUCUGCCUCAUCUCGCAGCUCCAGCGUUGUCUCCCAGACCAGCACGAAUGGUGAUUCUGCUACAGCGGAAAUCAGAGAGAAGAGGGAAUGGCCGCCCAGGUCCGCUACGCAACAGCAAGAGAAACCAGCGUUUGCUCUUCCCUCGUACUUGAGGCCCAACGUAGGAUCCCUCGCCAAUACGGUUGCCUCUUCCCUUGCGUCAGCUCAGUCGGGUGCUGCUGGAGGUCCAGGACGUAGCGGCCCCCCUCCCCCAAAGGACGAGGCGGAUGCUGCGGCAACGAACGGCGGUGACGCCGCCACCCCCAUGGCUCUCUCGAGAUCAAACUCGCGUGCAACUCUGAACGCUGAGCCAAAGGCUAAAUCAGACGCAGCACCUCUCGACACAGCGUCUGCUGCUUCGGCAAAAGUCGAAGACGACGCUGAUCCUAUUACGCCUAAACCCGGAUCGGUGCAGAAGAAGGCCAGCACGUUGACCAUCACCCCAGCCGAUGCCAAAGUCCCUGACAAGACGCCAACCACCGCCAAACCACCAGCCACGAAACCUGCUACUACUGCCCCUUCAAGAAUCUCUGCGCCUCCGAAAACACCCGCCAAAACCCCUGCAAAGGCCCCUGCAAGGACCCCUGCAAAGACUCCUUCGAAGACCCUCACCCCUGCGACUUCCAUGCAACCUCUCAAACCCCAACACACCGGACAAUCUGUUGGUUCAACUGGGACCACUCGUAGACAGGCCGCUAGGACACCAGUCCCAGCAACCCCGUCUCGCGCCAAAACACCUUCGAGAGCCACGCCUGCCAGAACGAAGUCCCCUGCUGUGACCCCAGCUCGGGCAAAGACGCCGUCCACCGGCCUGUACGCACCGACUGCAGCCUCCCUUGCUCGGUCGAGAACCGCACCGGAGGCUCCACCCCCACCAAGCACUAAGAAGGUGUUGAGCAGUGAGGUGGCUGAUAGAUUGACGAAGCCAACUGCAGCCUCUCUCUCCAAAGUCCGCACUCCCGUCCCGACAGCCUCACCACGUCCCAGUGUUGGUGCGACGCCGAUCAAGAGAACGACCACGACACCUGCUGGAACGCCUUCAAAGGCCACACCAGCUACUCCCUCCAAGUCGGCGUUGAGAAAGCCUGCUCCUACAUCCCCUGCGAUCAAGAAAGCUGCUAGCACCACUGCCAGUAAGGCUAAAUCUGCCACUGCUGCCGCCGCUUCCACUGUCGCAGCUGCUGCGCCUGUCGUCGAGCCCACGAUUGAGGCCAAGGAGGAGCCCGUAGAAAUACCACAGCCAGUCGCUGAACCUGUUGCAGAGCCCCCUGAGCUCGAGCCCGAAGCGCCUGUCGUUGAGCCGGAGGUUGUUAAUCUCACCAAUGGCCACACGGAGGAGCCAGCUCAGGAUGUCGGUGCUGUCGCGACACCCACUCUGCCAGUUGAAGGUGAGCCUGAGGUCAAUGGCAAGGCUGGCGACGACAUCGAAGCCCUCGUCAAUAUGCUGGAAGCCAAACCCAUCUUGGCCAAUGCCGGGGUUGACGACAAGAUCGCUGAUAUUCCCGACGAGGAAUAG
Coprinopsis cinerea okayama7#130 is the source of this 1665-nucleotide messenger RNA. RefSeq lists its product as hypothetical. The coding region runs from base 1 to 1665 and encodes 554 amino acids. The record is from RefSeq and is a predicted model, not a curated record. The transcript has 2 exons. Lineage: Eukaryota; Fungi; Basidiomycota; Agaricomycetes; Agaricales; Psathyrellaceae.